Pristis pectinata (smalltooth sawfish) is the source of this 1023-nucleotide messenger RNA. Its product is annotated as zinc finger protein 664-like. The transcript is spliced from 2 exons. Gene Ontology annotation, biological process: regulation of transcription by RNA polymerase II. Bases 523 to 825 code for a protein of 100 amino acids. The record is from RefSeq and is a predicted model, not a curated record. Gene Ontology annotation, molecular function: DNA-binding transcription factor activity, RNA polymerase II-specific; RNA polymerase II cis-regulatory region sequence-specific DNA binding. NCBI's taxonomy places the organism in Eukaryota, Metazoa, Chordata, Chondrichthyes, Rhinopristiformes, Pristidae.
UCUGCGGAAGCUGUUGGUGAGACCGGACCGGGAUCAUGUGUGUCGCUCCGGUUGCCAUUCUGCAGGAAGGGUGUCAUGUGCAGGGACACGGUUCACGGGGAUGUCGCCGGGACCGGAGGGCUUGAGUUAUAAGGAGAGCCUGGACAGGCUGGGACUGUUUCCCCGGAGCGAAGGAGGCCGAGGAGGCACCUUAUAGAGGUUUAUAAAACCACAAGGGGUGUAGAUAAGGUGGACGGUCACUGUCUGUCUCCAUCCAUCCCCCUCCCAGGGUAGGGGAGUCUAAAACCAGAGGGCACCUCCCCCACCGUCUCCCGCCACCCCCAGACUCACCACCCCCCCCACCCCCAGCGUCUCCCCUCAGCGUUUCCCCCCACCCCCAGCCUCUCACCCAGCUGUCAGUUCCGCCCUCGGAUUACAGCGGGUGGAGUUCCCUGUGUUUGCACGGAGCGUGUGGUCCCAAGGACGGGACCUUCCCCACGCACGGAUCCCGGCGGCAGGAUACAGCAGGCAGAGGAUUUGUUUAUGGGAAUCUCAAACACAACGUCAGCGAAUUUACACUGGGAGAGUCCGUUCACCUACUCUGAGUGUGGGAAGGGAGUCACUCUGUUGUCCCAUUUGCUGACACACCAGCGAGUUCACACCGGGGAGAAACCGUACACCUGCUCUGAGUGCGGGAAGGGAUUCACUCGGUCGUCCCGUUUGCUGAAACACCAGCGAGUUUACACCGGGCAGAGGCCGUUCAGCUGUCCUGAGUGCAGGAUGGGAUUCCCUUGCUCAUCUCACCUGCUGAAACACCAGCUGGUUCACACUGAGGAGAAAGAUUAAACAUGCUGUAUGCUCAAUAUACAACCAUCACUGCUACUGAAAUCUAGCGCAAAUUCACAAAUGUUACAGGUGUUCACGGGGGUCGGAUUCUGUCGACGCUGCUGAUCUCGCCCAGGAUUGAACCCUGGUCAUUGGGCACAGUUGAUUUUCUUUUGUAAUCUCUUUAACUGAGUUAGAGUUCAAUGUUCUGGAUCUCUG